Molecule: messenger RNA, 971 nt
Organism: Sphaerodactylus townsendi
Lineage: Eukaryota; Metazoa; Chordata; Lepidosauria; Squamata; Sphaerodactylidae
Exons: 2
Coding region: 187-942 (251 amino acids)
Source: RefSeq, a predicted model, not a curated record
CCUCACAGGCUUGGCGGGCAUGUGAGGUGACCACAACAGGAUGCCUCUUAGCCAUUGCAUGUUAGUGCUGCGUGUCUGCGCCCUGCCAGGGUGGUGUGCUGCUGAACGAUUGUGCGGCCAAAUACCCUGCAGCGCUCAGCACUCACAGCGCAAUGCGUUAGUGCUUGUCCAAAAGGAAGAAAAGUGAUGAGUGCGGCCUCAUGUUCUUUCUCCUUCAUGGCAGCUCUCUUUGCAGACACCUCUGGUGACAUGAAUGAUGUCCUUGACCAUCCUAUUGCUGGGAGUUCUGGUGCAAAUGAAGGCUCCACACCCCUGCCCAUGAUGGAACUGACUUCACCAGAGCGGAGAAUGACUGCUGACAGGCGGCGUGUGCGACGUGUUGGAGUGCUCGCUGACUUUGCGAAGGCCAUGGUGGAGCAGGGAGAGGUCGAGGCAAUGGAGAGGAGGCGCUUCGAGGAUAGGCGGGAAAGGGAGGUGGCGUCAUUCAUGCAGAGCCGCGCAGAGCAAAACAGGGAGCUGUCAUCGCUGAGGCUGGCCAUCGACAGGGGGAAUGACAUAAUGCAGACCCUUGUGACGGCUUUGCUGCAGCGCAUGGGCUCCUCGGGUGGCAGGGGUGCUGGGGGUUCAUUGGGCGCCUCUGCUCCUGCGGUCGCAUCACAAACCUUGCCUGCCCCAGCGUUUCAGCAGUGCCUGCCCACUUGUGAAAUUGCUGGCCCGGCUGCAAAUCUCAUUGGAGAUGCGGCAGAGGUGACUUAUCCCACUCUGGCUGAGGACACCGACUUGGAGUCCUGUGUGGGCGCCACGGCGCCCCUUCCAUCACAGGUGGAGGACCUGAUGAUGGUUGGGGAGACCUCUGAGCUGUGCUGCACUCAGGUGGCUUGCCAAGAAUCACAGCCAAUGCACAAACGCUUGAGGAAGCCCAAAGCAAGAAUGGACCUGUGAGGACCUCCCCCCCCUGUUAUUUCUCUGUC